AACUUUACCAGAUGGCAUAAAGAAAAGUCUGGAGACAAUCGAACGGCGGAAAAAAUAAAUAAACAAACCUUUCUCAGCUGCUUCUCUACCAGUCGAGAUGACUGAUUCAACCCCUGAAAAAGAUCAGAAUGCUGUUUCUCCAGCAUAUGCUUGUGAUGAAACAACUAAAGAAGGAUUUAUUAGAGUAAUUGUUGGAAUAAAAGGUUUAACUGUAUCUAGACAAUUCAAAAGCAUGAAGUUUAUCAAAGUUCCAGAAAAUGCCACGAUACCACCACCAGAAUUCACAGACAGGAGUUUAUUGUUAAGAGUAGAGGGAAAAGCAAAAGGAGCACUGAAAGGAAAAUUAUUUAUACUUAAAGUUAGACAACUACCAUUUGAUAUUAAUCCAGACAAGAGCUAUUUUAAGGCAGAGGAAGAUAGAGUCCUGUUGUUUUUAAGUAAGACACAAGACAAGUCAUGGUAUCCUGAACUAGAAUCUGGAUUGGAAACUGCUGAGGAGGAGGAGGAAGAGGAAGAAAAAUAAAGGGAGAUGAUCACAAUUGUUCUCUAAAAAGUUAUUUCAAAUUCACUAGAAAUUUUAAGAUCAACCACACUACACUAAUUGCAAAAAAAAAGAAGAAUGAAGAUUAAACCAGUUUUAAUAAAUCACUUUGACACUGUUGUUUCUACUGUUUUUCACAGCAGUUAGCACAUUGGAUUUUUUGCAUUUUUAUAAGGAACUAUUUUUGUUUUAAGUUCCAAAUUGUAUACAAGUUUAUUGUUUUUUUGGGAGAUAUUAUGGAAUUUUGUGUUUUUUAUGCUUUUGUUUUGAGAAAGAAGUUUUUUUUUUUUAUAUACACAUUUUUUAAUUAACUAGCAAAAAGAAGGUUGUACUUUUAUUUGAUCCUGGUUGUAGUUUAUGAUAGUACAAUAUACUUUAUAGAAGGGGAAGGCUCUUUUUUCUUAUAUCACAAGGCCCAUGCAAAUAUAAUAAGAAAGGGUACCAGAUUUUUUUUUUUUAAAAAGUCAAUCAAACCAAUCAUAUGACCUUCAUUCAUCAUACAGUACAUUCUUUAAUAGUUUUUACAUAUACAAUAUACAAUAUAAAUUUUUUCAAGAUAUACAAAUCAUCUGAUUCUGUUUAUUUAUUUGAUAUUAUUAAACUUUAGCCAUUCAUUUAUGUUUUAUUGUAUACCAUAUAUGUUUGGUGUUGAAUUUUUUGUUUAAAUCAGAAAUUAGAGAAUAUGUAGGGUCAUGUAGGUCUUAUCUUCAUAGAAAAUAUAUCUGCUUUGUAACAAGUCAAUAAAUUAUUCACAUGCUUGGUGCUAUUGUCGACUUCACAAAUUUUUUUUUUAGGGUUGUUUGUUUACCAUAGUGAAACAUACUUUUGAGUUUUAAAUUAUACAUUAACUCAGCUGUGAAUGAAAACAAAGUAUCUGUGAUAUUAUUAGAAAUGCUGUAUUUAAGAAAUAAUUCAUUGGGGCUUGAAUAUAUCGUGAUUUUACCACGGGUUGGCACUUUAUGACAAAUAUUUUACCCUGAGCGAUAGCGAGGGGUAAAAUAUCGGCAUAAAGGGACAACCCGUGGUAAAAUCACGAUAUAUUCAAGCCCCCAUGAAUUAUUUCGAUUCUAAUAGGACAAAUAUGGCAAUUCUUUUGGAUCGAAGCUAUCUAGGUGAAGGCAUUAUUUGCCGUUCCCAAAAAUAAACGCACUAUUAAAUUGACGUAAAAGAACGGAGCAAACUGAAUAAAUGGCAUGCUUAAACUAUUUACAAUGACAUAUUUAGAUAGGUUUGGAUGAAUCUAAAUGAUAAUUGUAUUUAUAUGUCUUAUAUGUAAACAAAAAAUGGCUUAUAUAACACAUUAUAGCAUCGUUUGUUUACGUUUCCUUGUUGUGAUGAUUUUCGGUUUCACAAGCAUGUAUUUUCCCGUAAAAUGCUUAUAUUCUUACGUCAUCGUUCUAUGACGUCGGGUAGCUCAUUCAUAAAAAAGCAUAUGACGCGGGAGUACGAUCAGAACAGCUCAAACAAUAUAUUCAUAUUUUACCACGGGUGUGUACUCAAAGCGUUUGAAGAACGCCAUGUUAGAAUCCUUUGCAGUUUUAAUAAAAUUUAAAAACUUUAAUAGGGUUAUGACCAAUCAAACAACCUUGUGUUGAUAUAUAGUAAAAAUGGCUAGAUGACUGAUUUUAAGAAGGUUUUUUUUAGUUGAUUUGAAUUUAAUUUCUUGUCUUUUGUUUUAUAUUUAUUUUAUGGCACACUGUUUUAAUCUUUAUUUUCUACCUCAUUUUGUACCAAUUCUAAUUGGAGAUAAAAAAAAUCCCUCUUUUUUGUACAAUUUUCAAUGUUGAAAAAAAUUAUUAGUUUUUCAUUUCCUUGUACUGCUAGGUUCUUUAUUUUAAUUUUAUUGUGGACCAAAACCAUUUUUUUUUUAUUCAUUUCUAGCAACUUAGUUAUCCUUUUAUUUAGUUUAUUUUGAUAAAGGUAUUGCGCAUGCCUAUAAAUAUAUAAAAAAAAAUAGACUGAUAAAUAAUUGUAUUUUGAAUUUUUGAACUGUCUCUUUUUUGUAUGUAAGUUGAACUUAUUGUAAUGCUUUUUAUAUAUAAUAAUAUUACAUUUUGUUUUUCAUGAAUGCUAAAAGUGUAUAUAAAUUUUUGCAAUAAAAACAUAUUUUUAAUUUGUUGCAUUUAAGAAAGAAUUGUCAAAAUAGUCUUUCUAAAGAAAGGACGUUAACUAUUUUAACGUUAAAUUGUAUAAACUAAUUUUUAUUAUGUGAAUUGCAUGUUUUUUGUAUUAAACAUUUCAUAUGAUUAUCAUCAGUUUUAUUUCAGGAUGCUUCAAAUUUUUACUUUUUACUAAAAAAAGAUACCCAGUUUUUUUUGUAGAUUGAUAUUAUAUGCACAUACAAUUUUUGUGAUACAGAACAUUAUGCAUAUUGUCUUUGUCAAUUAUCAGUAAUUGAAAAAAAAGAAUUCUAAUCAAUUUUUACCUUAAAAAACAAAGAUUAUUGCACUCUGACAUGAAAUAAAUCAAUAUAACUUAUGAUAAUUUCUAGUCAAAUCAUUUAUAGCUAAUAGAGCUCUGUAUCUACAUUUAGAACACUUGUAAAAAGUUAGUUACCUUUGGUUUUGGUUGUUAUUUAUGAUCUGUUUUGCUGCUUUAGGCUUUUUUUUCAGCAUUUAAUGAGAUAUGUAAUUUGUAUUUAUACAAGUAUAGGUACUAGUAUUGGUACUGGUAUACAUUAAGAAGAUUUAUGUGUCAUAACCAUAUCUAUAUUUAAUAUAAUGAAACUUUUCACAGUUGCUUGUUCGAGCUGCACAAGAGGUAAAUGUAUUGGGAUGUUUGAUGGCUCCUAUUUCAUCCCUAAAUGAUUUAAACUUUAUGAUUCAUUCCUGUAUUACUUGAGGCUGUUUUCUAGAACCUUGGAUCACAUGCAAGUCAAAUAUUAUUUCAAAAUGCUUUCCGACACCCAUCCCAAAUAACUCAUUUCUUUCCACAGUGAUUUUUGGAAUAACUCUCAUUCACAUAAUUAAAUGAUUUUAUUUCCAGAUGGUAACUGGAGUUUUACAAAAGUGCAAAAGUUUUAGUUAAUGAAUUUUCACACAAAAAAGUACAGGGUUAGAUAUAAAAUUAUUUGACCAUUUUUUUACUAAAAUUUGGCAUUUUGAUUCAAGAUUCCCAUUUAUCUUUUUAAUUUAUCUUAAAUUUUAAAGUUUAGGUAAUAAAAAAACUAAAAAUAUGUAGCUUUAGAUCCAUUUUAUUUUACAAUUGAUAGGACAUCAUGGAAAAUCCAUCAUGAAAUCAUGAAGAUAUAGAGAGCAUGAAGGUACCAAUUAAAUAAUUUACUGCAGUGAUUGUUUAUAUGAACAACACAUUAAUUGUAAAUAUUUAUUUGGAACUUGCAUGCAUUUGAUGUUACCAAUUGACAAAUAUGAGUAAACUAUAUGUCAUUAUUGUAGAAAAUUAAUUAAGCUAUCUUUCAACUAUAAAAUCUUGACAAAUAUAUAUUCAUUAUACUUGAAAGACCUUACUGUUAAAAUUUUGCACAUACUUAUCAAUUAUUUUUAUAUAAAAAUCACUUUAUUUUGAAAAGAAUUUAAUUUAUAGCACAUUUCCUCCUUUUCAUUGGUUCAAUUUAAUGUUGCCUUAGUACGUUAGUAUGAAAUAUUUUACCUUAUUUAAAAUUUGUCACAGCUAUGAAUAUGAAAAUAAUUGAACAACUAUAGCACAAUAUUUCAAACAACAUAUUUAUGAUGAUUUAAAUUCUGUUAUACACUUACAUUAGUAGUGCAAUAAAAUGUUUUAAAAUUU
Molecule: messenger RNA, 4288 nt
Organism: Mytilus californianus (California mussel)
Lineage: Eukaryota; Metazoa; Mollusca; Bivalvia; Mytilida; Mytilidae
Exons: 4
Coding region: 98-523 (141 amino acids)
Source: RefSeq, a predicted model, not a curated record